Molecule: messenger RNA, 1491 nt
Organism: Arabidopsis thaliana (thale cress)
Lineage: Eukaryota; Viridiplantae; Streptophyta; Magnoliopsida; Brassicales; Brassicaceae
Gene: ATSYP24
Product: syntaxin
Exons: 7
Coding region: 1-1251 (416 amino acids)
Biological process (GO): vesicle-mediated transport
Cellular component (GO): membrane
Source: RefSeq, marked reviewed
AUGGUUAGAUCCAACGAUGUGAAAUUCCAAGUCUACGACGCUGAGCUGACACAUUUCGAUCUCGAAAGCAACAAUAACCUCCAGUACAGUCUCUCUUUGAAUCUCUCCAUCCGAAACUCGAAGAGUAGUAUCGGAAUCCAUUACGAUAGGUUUGAAGCAACCGUUUACUACAUGAAUCAGCGGUUAGGAGCUGUUCCCAUGCCGUUGUUCUACCUUGGAAGCAAGAACACGAUGCUUCUCAGAGCAUUGUUUGAAGGCCAAACUCUAGUUUUACUAAAGGGUAAUGAACGCAAAAAGUUUGAAGAUGAUCAGAAGACUGGUGUUUAUAGAAUUGACGUGAAGCUGAGUAUUAAUUUUAGGGUUAUGGUUUUGCAUUUAGUCACGUGGCCGAUGAAACCAGUUGUUCGUUGUCAUCUUAAGAUACCAUUAGCAUUAGGUUCCUCUAACUCAACCGGAGGGCACAAGAAAAUGUUACUUAUUGGUCAACUGGUAAAAGAUACUUCUGCAAAUCUUAGGGAAGCUAGUGAAACCGAUCAUCGUCGAGAUGUUGCUCAAAGUAAGAAGAUUGCAGAUGCUAAACUUGCAAAGGAUUUUGAAGCAGCGUUGAAAGAGUUUCAGAAAGCACAGCAUAUUACAGUUGAAAGAGAAACUUCUUAUAUUCCUUUUGAUCCAAAAGGUAGCUUUUCUUCAAGUGAGGUAGACAUUGGCUAUGAUAGAUCACAAGAGCAGCGUGUCCUCAUGGAAUCUAGAAGGCAAGAAAUUGUGUUGCUUGACAACGAAAUUUCCUUAAACGAAGCACGGAUAGAGGCAAGGGAACAGGGGAUACAGGAAGUUAAGCAUCAAAUCAGUGAAGUAAUGGAGAUGUUCAAAGAUCUGGCGGUGAUGGUAGACCAUCAAGGAACGAUCGAUGAUAUAGAUGAGAAGAUCGACAAUUUACGUUCAGCAGCAGCUCAGGGAAAGUCCCAUCUCGUGAAAGCAUCCAAUACACAAGGAUCAAACUCAUCCCUGUUGUUUUCAUGUUCCUUACUUCUCUUUUUCUUUCUUUCUGGUGAUUUAUGCAGAUGUGUUUGUGUUGGAAGUGAGAAUCCUAGAUUAAAUCCUACAAGAAGAAAAGCUUGGUGUGAAGAAGAAGAUGAAGAACAAAGGAAGAAGCAACAGAAGAAGAAGACGAUGUCGGAGAAGAGACGUCGUGAAGAGAAGAAAGUCAACAAACCAAAUGGGUUUGUGUUUUGUGUGUUGGGCCAUAAGUGAUGAGAUAAGGCCCAUACGAAUAAGUGUUUUGUUGUUGUCUAGUUAAGGUCCAACAAGAUGAGUGUUGUGUUGUUAGUCUAAGAUAGAGUCAUGUUGUGUAAGAGUGAAUUAAGGAGUUGAGAGUUCCAACAUAGUAGAGUGGCUGAUGUAAGUCUUAGGACAAUGAUGUGGUCUAGACUCUAAGUGUGUAGUGUAGCAAGUGGAGCAAAACCACUAUAUGUAUGAGUGUCUUUAUGUUGU